This is a messenger RNA of Erpetoichthys calabaricus (reedfish), 1143 nucleotides long. It is a transcript of the gene mea1, whose product is annotated as male-enhanced antigen 1. Gene Ontology annotation, biological process: spermatogenesis. The record is from RefSeq and is a predicted model, not a curated record. The coding region runs from base 114 to 716 and encodes 200 amino acids. The transcript has 4 exons. Lineage: Eukaryota; Metazoa; Chordata; Cladistia; Polypteriformes; Polypteridae.
CACGAUCCCAUGAUGCACCUCUUGUCGAGACGGUAGCCAAAGUGGUCACGUGAGCCCUUUGCCGUUUCCAGCGCCUGGGAGGAGGCCGUCAGUUUUGUGUGCAGAGCCUGUGGAUGGAAGUGGAGAGUCCCACAAAGAUGGGCCCAGAAAGAAUCUUUCCCAACACAGAUGAUGAGGGUGGUCGAGAACGGAUGCCAGAAGAAGGUGUGGUGGAAAUUGGGGGAGAGUGGAGCGGCGAAGAGGAUGAAGAUGAUGGGGGAGGAGGAGGAGGAGGAGGCGGCGGAGGUGGAGGUGGUGGUGGUGGAGGAGAAGGUGGGGCAUAUAAUUAUCAGCCCUUGAACCAGGACCCAGACUCAGGCCUGCAUCUCCCCAGUCAGCCUGAUCAGCCAGAGGACUCAGAAAACCAGUCAGACCAAUUACAAGACAUCCAGGACCGACUUCAGGCAAUGGGCCUCCACCUCCCGCAGCCUCCACCUCCAGACAGUGAUGAAGAGGAGGAUCCAGAAGAGGCCGCAGCAAGGCGCAGUUACAGUUCCAUUCCUAUGGAUCCUGCCCAUGUGGAACUGGUCAAGAGAACAAUGGCAUCCAUUAGUCUGCCUUCACUAGGCGUCCCAGCCUGGGCAAAAGAAAUCACAGAUGAGCAAUGGAAGGACAUGGUGCAACAAACAAUCCAGUCUCGCCAGGCGUCGGCCAGCCUGAGGGUAGAACGGAAGUGAGCCUCCCACCUUCAGCAAGGAUUGAAGAAGGAAAAAAAACAAAAGACAGGCAAAGGGUCAAGAAAGGGUCACCGUGAACAGCAAGAGCUUUACCCGCCUCGCGUGCUGCGCCUGUGAAAUUAAAAGGCUGACGCCACAUCCUGCCCCGAGGAGCAGUCCGCCAUCUUGAAGUUCAUCACUGAAUGUCUUGUGGCCUCCUUUAAUCAUUUGUGGUUUUGAUGGCUGGCUGGCUGGAUUAUGUUUUUCCUUCUGGUAGCGCAUCAGACUUUUCCAUUAAUUUAGUUGUAAAUAAACCGUUGUUCACCACACCCGUAGCUCUGUAAUUUUAGUAUGUAUAUUUACAUUUGUGCUUUUUGCAGAUACUGUCCUUUUCAAAUAUGUGUUUAAUUUCACUUUUGCAUUGAACAAUAAAUCCGCCUGACAGAAA